Pyricularia grisea is the source of this 885-nucleotide messenger RNA. RefSeq lists its product as uncharacterized. The coding region runs from base 1 to 885 and encodes 294 amino acids. Gene Ontology annotation, molecular function: hydrolase activity. The record is from RefSeq and is a predicted model, not a curated record. Gene Ontology annotation, cellular component: extracellular region. Lineage: Eukaryota; Fungi; Ascomycota; Sordariomycetes; Magnaporthales; Pyriculariaceae. The transcript has 2 exons.
AUGUUAUUGACCACCGUCCUCCUGGCCCUUACAGGCCUGGGCAGCGCCGCUUCACUGCAGCGUGUCAACAACUUUGGAGCCAACCCGGCCAACGUCAAGAUGUUUAUCUAUGUGCCGGAUCGAGUGGCCACCAACCCGGCAAUUGUCGUCGCUGUCCACCAUUGCCAAGGCACCGCCAAUUCCUUUUACGGUAGCACCCCUUACGCCCGUCUGGCCGAUCAAAAAGGCUUCAUUGUCAUCUAUCCAGAGUCGCCAUACCAAGGAACCUGCUUUGAUGUUUCGUCACGCAAGACUUUGAUUCACGAUGGGGGUGGUGAUUCAAACAGCAUCGCCAACAUGGUCAAAUACGCCAUUACUCAGUACAAGGCGGAUGCGAAAAAGGUGCACCUGGUUGGGGCUAGUAGCGGAGCCAUGAUGGCUAACGUCAUGGCUGCAACCUAUCCCGAGCUAUUCCAAACCGUUAUUGCACACUCUGGAGUCCCUGCCGGUUGUUUCAUGUCGGCCUCUGGCCAGGUCAACGGGUGGAACAGCAGCUGCGCCAACGGCCAAGUCCGACCUUCUCAGGCCGUCUGGACCAAGAUGGCAAAGGACAUGUAUCCUGGCUAUAACGGCGCGAGGCCGAGGAUGAUGAUCAUGCACGGUGGAACCGACACGACCCUUCAUUGGAACAACUAUGAGGAGGCCCUCAAGCAGUGGCGAGGUGUAUUGGGGGUAUCGGAUUCUGCCACCAGGACGAUACAGAAUUCGCCAGAGAGCGGGUACACGACUACGUUUUAUGGAGGGGAUGCGCAACUGACGGCCAAGGUGAAGGGGGUGUGGAAUCCCAAGUAUGGUCAUGACAUUCCAAUUAUUGGGGGCGAUGAUAUGGCUUUUAUGGGGUUGUAG